ACGACUGACGUGACACAACUACAAAAUCAAUCUCGCGUAUUAAACGUCAAAAUUGUCGACAUAAUGGACUCCAUGAAAAUUCCCAAGAAAAUUUUUGGCACAUACUUUGCUUCCUCCGCCACAAUUCACAUGCAAUCUACUCCCGCUUUUCUGGGUGAAUUUGUUUUGUUUGCAGUAGUGUUUUUGCUACUGAUCAUUCAGCAUCUUCAAGUUGGGAAGAUUUCCAAAAGGUGUCUGCGAUUAAAACCAUACAUGAUUUACAGCAAAAUUAAAACAGGUUCUCGUCGUAAAGAAAAAGAGCCCGCAAUUGACAGUAAACCUGGACUCACUUUGGAAAAUGGAAACUUGCAUUUGGCAAACUUAACACCGGAACAAUACGCAAAAAUGGAAAAAGAAAGGCAGGCGCGAGAACGCGAAUUUGAUAACGGAAUGCAAUCACUAUCAACCCUAUGCAGAACGGUUGUUAGGGGAGAGUGGUCCGGCGAAACUUUCAAAAGUAAUUUUUCGACACUUAAAGAAAACAUUGAGUGUAAAUCGGCGACGUUAGAAGGGAAGUAUUUGGGCCAUAAGGCUGCGGAUUUGAGCGAAAGUUUAAUUAAUGUAUUGGAAAAUUCGAUAACGAGCAGUUCCGUAGAGACACCGUUUCCGUUUAAAGGUGAUAUAGCGACACUUGCUGUUGAUGCUGCGGAACUAUUAAAAAUUAAGUGAUUCGUGCAACAAUUUCAAAAUGGAUGAAAUCUCCCAGUAAUACAAAUCCGUAGCAAUUAAUAUUGUACCGAUACUAGACGCAAAUAUAUGAAAAAAAUGUUUUGCCGAAACCCGGGAUUGAACCGGGGA
This is a messenger RNA of Photinus pyralis (common eastern firefly), 837 nucleotides long. RefSeq lists its product as uncharacterized. Lineage: Eukaryota; Metazoa; Arthropoda; Insecta; Coleoptera; Lampyridae. The record is from RefSeq and is a predicted model, not a curated record. Bases 64 to 708 code for a protein of 214 amino acids. The transcript has 2 exons.